AGCAGCUUUUCCUCCCGGGGGAGCUGAGGCGGGCGGGAGGGCGGAGGGAACCUGCAGAGGGCGGUUUCUCUCCUCUUUUCCUGUCCCACCCAGUCGCCCCCCCCCCGCCCCCGGCCGGCCUCGGCAGCUAACUUUGAGCGUCUUUGCGCUGCUUCCUCAGCUCUGGGUCCCCGGCGGGUCCCCGCGGUGCCUGCGGUUCCCGCCCCCGUCGAGUUGAGCAGGACGCGCGGCGCGGCGCGGCACCGGCCCUUCCCCUGCAGCCCGUCCGACUGGUAAGAUCUGCACCUCCCUGCAGGUGCCUGUCCACCUGCCGAGAUGACUAGCCUCCCAACCACGCCUUCUCCAGGAGAAGAACUGAUGGCCACCCCAAUCCUACAGGCCACUGAGGCCCUGUCCCCAGAAGCUGAAGCCAGCACAGCACUCAUUGCAGUUGUUAUCACAGUGGUCUUCCUCACCCUGCUCUCAGUCGUGAUCUUGAUCUUCUUUUACCUGUACAAGAACAAAGGCAGCUACGUCACCUACGAACCUGCAGAAGGCGAGCCCGGCGCCGUCCUCCAGAUGGAGAGCAACUCGGCCAAGGGCAGGGAGAAGGAGGAGUAUUUCAUCUAAUGGUUCCCAGAUCCCAAGGAGCUUAUCCAGGCUUCAGUGCUAACACACAAUUUAUUAGGUGAAAGUUUUAUCUGAAACCGGUGAGAAGCAUCGACUGAUACGGGCAGAACUGAGCUCCUUCUGGGACACAGGCACAAGUGCUAACAUCACCGACGCCUGGGACCGGGGGCACGAAGGAAGCUGCUCGUGACGUCUCUAGCCAGGCCUCUUGUCAUACAGCCGGUGCUUCUGGCUGACCAACGAGGUUGAGCUGUACCAGGCAAUGCUGGAGUAUGUGCCCAGUCAUCUUCACUCUUUUCACAGGUCGAAGGGGAGGAGGAGAGUUGGGGGUCACUGGAUGCUCCUCUGUCCCAUACCUGGUCACCUAGUGACAGCCCAAGUGGAAAUAGUGCCCCAUAGAAGUUCUUCCCAGAGGCCGGACACCACAGUGAAAGGCCAGGCCAGGAGGGGCAGGAGACUGUGGAGACCUCUCUCCUGAUGAACGUGCCACAUCCCUUAAUCUGAGCCCUUCCUUUCCAUAUUCCCCAGCAAGCCAGACUUAUGCUAUUUUUCUCGGAAUUAAAAUCUUUCA
Messenger RNA from Mesoplodon densirostris (Blainville's beaked whale), 1180 nucleotides. It is a transcript of the gene SMAGP, whose product is annotated as small cell adhesion glycoprotein. Bases 316 to 609 code for a protein of 97 amino acids. The record is from RefSeq and is a predicted model, not a curated record. Lineage: Eukaryota; Metazoa; Chordata; Mammalia; Artiodactyla; Ziphiidae. The transcript is spliced from 4 exons.